AUGUCAAUGAGUCUGGAAUGUGAUAAGAGAGUUGGGGUUGGGGCUGGUCGUCACUGGGCGGGCGACGUUCCACCACCCAGCUACUUCAGCACUGUGGAAAGUAACCGGGCCCUAAGUCCGCUUGAAUCAUGGAUGAUGCUUCUAUUUAUCGUUUGGAAGAGGUCUCGCAGAUGUGCGACGACAGACUAG
Messenger RNA from Penicillium chermesinum, 189 nucleotides. RefSeq lists its product as uncharacterized. NCBI's taxonomy places the organism in Eukaryota, Fungi, Ascomycota, Eurotiomycetes, Eurotiales, Aspergillaceae. Bases 1 to 189 code for a protein of 62 amino acids. The transcript has 2 exons. The record is from RefSeq and is a predicted model, not a curated record.